This is a messenger RNA of Cryptosporidium muris RN66, 2058 nucleotides long. Its product is annotated as zinc finger, C3HC4 type domain-containing protein. The transcript is spliced from 2 exons. Bases 1 to 2058 code for a protein of 685 amino acids. Lineage: Eukaryota; Apicomplexa; Conoidasida; Eucoccidiorida; Cryptosporidiidae. The record is from RefSeq and is a predicted model, not a curated record.
AUGUCAAAACUGCUUCCAAUAUGUGGACUAGUCAGUAGUACAUUAGCAUGUAAUUUCUGGUCUAUAAGUGGAAAUAGUGAUUUAUGGGAUGUGGCUCAUCUAGCCCUUCCUUUUAUUAUAUAUAUAAUUAUUGGAUUUUGUAUAAAUUUUCAUAAGAUCUGUACCAAGGUGUUUUUAGGAGAAUUGAAAUCUUAUGAAAUUCGGCAUUCACGCAUAAUCAUUGCAGAUUUUGUAUUAAGUUCGUUACCUUACACAUUAAUUGUUUCUGGUUUUAAUGUAAUAGAUAUAGCAUGUUGGGUUUUGUGGUUGACCCCAUUUGCGUGUAUUAGAGUUUGUCUGGCUAAUAUUGAAGAUAGAGUUGAGAAUUCUGUGUUAUUUGGGGGAAUGAAUGGACUUUUUAUUAGAAGUUCAUCAAAUACAUCACCUGAAGUACAAACUGUGCAGUUUACUUCACAACCAGCCUCACUUACUCCAAUUAGAGAUAAUAUAUCUUUUGUUAAUAAAAUGAAUAUGUAUAAUAAAGCUUGCAGAUAUAUAGAAAUAUUAAUUUUGAGAGUUAGACAAUAUAUAAGAGAAAGUUUCCAUAAAUAUUUACCUUUAUGGGUAGUUUCUCGGACAAUCUCUGGUAGAUACUUGACACCUUUUAAUAUAAUGGAUAAUAGAAGACAACAUAAUUCUUCAGCAUCUUCCGAAGCAACUUUAUACCUGUUUUUGUUAUUUCUAAUGUAUAUUUGUUUGAGUGUUAUUGGCUAUGGUCUUUUUUUUGAUGUGGGUUACUCACUAAAGUUACAUAUAGCCUAUGAACCAAUUAGUUUGUUUAUGCUUUGGAUAAAAACCUUAAUUCGCCUUCCUUGCAUUAGAAGUAUAUUAUCUAAUAUUAAAGGAAAUGUUGAGGACUGGAGUUUUUAUAUACAACAAUUUGUAGAUAUUUCUAUGAAUAUCUUUACACUUUUUACAUAUUUACAUGUACUAAUUGCAUGGGGAACAAGUAGAUCCUUUUGGGAAAUGAUUAUUUGGAUUAGUUUGGGAUGGUUUAAACUUAGAACAGCUUUUAAAUAUGUAGUACUAGCAUAUAAUAAGAUUCAUUAUCGAAUUACAAUUGAUUCUAUACUGCGAAAUAAUACAAUGGGACAUAUUGAUUGUGAUAUGGUUACAUCAUCUAUUCAUUCUGGUGGGGAAUCCUUUAAAAAGAAUAUUUUGAAAACAAAUAAAGAUGAAAAUAAUACAUUUAAAUUUAGUUUUUGUGGUCCUUCAACUUAUAUCUGUGUUAUUUGCCGUGAAACCCUAGAAAAUUCGGAAUCUCAGAGGCUUAUUUGUGGACAUGUAUUCCAUUAUCAAUGUUUAAGACGAUGGCUUGAAAACGACGUUACUUGCCCAAUUUGCAGAACUCCUGGUAUACCUCCUGCUGCUGUAAAGAAACUUCAGCAGUUAAAGUCUCUUGAACAACAAGCUUCAAUUACAGAUAACUUAUAUGCAAACAUAUUAAAUGAUACUCCUAAUCAAAAUUAUUCUGAAAAUGAGAAUGAUAGUAUGACUCAGUUCCAAACAGCCAGGCAAUAUCUAUCUCCACAAUUUAUAUCCCCAAGUAGAGAAGAGAUGGAUGUAAACUUAUCAGGAGAAAGUGGACCUGUGAUAUCUCCUCUUAAAUCAUCAUCAUUUAUACAUAAUGAGUUGAUUAGUAACUCACUGAGGAAUUCUAGAGAUUCUGUAAAUGAAAAUCUUACCAACCCACAUAGAAUAUGUCCUGGAAAUCUUUUGAAUACAGAUUUAAAAUCUUCAGAUAUACAUAACAGGUUUACUGAUGCUGACAGAAGUACACCCACCCAAGGAUCUACUUAUAACGGAUAUAAUAAUUUAAACUCAUCAUUUAAUGAGGGUGCAAGUUCACAUCAAUAUAGACGAACAUCUACACUUCUUUUUGAUAUGAAGGAUUUAUUGAAGUUAAUUUUGCAUUAUUUGAUUGUAAGAAUGAAUACCUGGUGGUCAACCUCUAGCCUUUCUUCUUUGGAUGAGAAUAACUCACCUGAUAGACCUCAAACACCUCUUGGAGGAUCUUAG